AUGUCAAGAAACACAACGCCCGAUGGUCUCGACAAUAGAUCAAGUCGAACGCGCCCUCGUGUCUUUCCCUACACCAAAUACCUACCCUACGAUACAGAGACUCCAGACCAGAGGCAGCAAGAUGUGGAUGAGAUGAUCAAACACCUAUACAUUGCAGUUGCAUCGGGCGACUUUGUGCCGGGAGCUGUACACUGGACAAAAGAGAUUCGCGGUUGGCUGUCACUCAAGUUCGAUCUAAACCGUGAGCAGCGCAUCAACCUGACGAAGCUCUACUACGAACUCGCUCUGGCACCUGGUCUUGAGUACACGGUUGCAGAGCGCUUCGCUAGCAUGUUCAUGGUCUUGACCAAGCGCCGCCACUACCUCAAGCCGAUAGAUGACCUUGUGCUCGACUGGCGACCUCUAUACCAGGAGAUCAAGGUCUUCGUCCUCCCCGGCGAGUUCGCCACACCUAACACCUUCUCUAGCAAGCGUAGCAUCCGUACCCUCACCAAGAUUUGCACCUUUGCCCAGCUCUUCUUCGACCCGCAAGAAAUCCCCGCCAUACUCGAUGAACUCCUCCCCUUCUUCUCCAUGUCGCCUUCAGAAAGUGCCUUUGUCGUCAUGGGUCUGGUCAACCUCUUCUUUCCCACACACGCCCCGCCGCCGAACCAACCAAAGCUCCAGCCUCAACAUUACCUUCCAACCUUCUUCCACCUCUGGUCCAUCAUAAACCGUUCGACCUUUACCGAUCAGCGCUUCCUCGAUAUGUUCUCAAGACUGUCGCGCGACUGCCUGACGGUUGAGCAUGUACCUUUCGGCGAGCACGGCAUAUAUACUGCAGAGCAGACAUCAAUGAUCUUCACCUCCAUUUUGAGAUUGCUCGAGAUCCCCGUCGGUCAAGCCUCAUCGCCCUAUCACAUUAAUAUUGAUCUCGGUGCUGGCUUGUCUGCUCUUCUUGAGCGCGAUCCUCGCAAGCAUCCUGCUUCCCGUAGCAUUGCAAGAUGGAUCAUCAUGUCCCUGUCUCCAGCCUGUCUGAAAGUCAAGGAUGGUAGAUCCAUCUUACACCAGCUCGAGGGCCUAAUUCAGGGUAUUGAGACAUUCUUCCAUCCCUCCAACACAGGCGCUUGGACCAAGACGCUCUCACAACUUGUCUACUACCUUGCAGACUUUUUUGUAAUGCGUUGGAACAGGGAGGAGAGUGGCGAAUACAAUAUGACUAGCGAGCGUAAGUUGACACCCGAACUGCGUAAGCGCUUCGUCAUGUGCUUGAGAGAAGUCGUGUUCAUGAACAUCUACUCAAAGAGUGGCACGGCUGUCAACUACGCUCUGUCUACUCUACAGUGUUUGGCCUUCCUCGAACCCAAUCUGAUCCUUCCCGGUGCCCUGCAGCGUAUUUACCCUGCCAUGCAAGGGCUAGUUGAGGUGCACAGAACAACUUCAUCCAUUCGUGCUCUGCAAAUGCUGUCUAGAAUUAUCGCUCGUACAAAGGGUUUCAGAUGUCACUUGACUACUCUCCUUGGCCUUGCUCUUCCUGGUAUCGAUGCAAAUGAUCUUGACAAGACCAUGAACUCACUGUCAUUCGUGCAGGCUGUUUGUUACAACAUUCCGCUUCAUGAUCUUACCAAGAGUGCGCAGACAGAUUCGGAUGGCGAGCCCAUGUCUGGCAGCACUGCCACUGCAGUCGAAUGGAUCACACAACAAGUUGACCGUUUCGAGACCGAGGGCUCCCUAAUCGAGCUGGACUACGAGAAUGAGCUUACCGACGAGGACGAGGAAUUAAUUCUUCGAUCAUCCACUGCCGGAUUUGCCGAGUUUUUGAUUGCCUUCCUCGGUCGGGUGUUCACUUUGCUCCAGAAUCUGCCCGACGCAUCUCGUGUCAAGAGCGGCUCACCCGAAGAGAACGUCGUCAAUACGUUGCCAGCGGCUUUUGCACCUUUGCUUGCAGCUUUGUCACCCGAGCUCUAUGACAUCGCCUUGCAACAGAUCGCCAAGUUUGUUACAAACCAUGUCGUGCAUCAAGCUCGUGAUGCCAUGGCUUUCAUCUGUAACACUCUGGUCAAGGUCUCGCCCAAGAAGGCUCUAAGCCGUCUUCUGCCCGACCUGAUCUCAAGUAUCAGAACUGAGAUCGACGAGAACGGCGCCGGCUCGAGCAGAACAUCCGGAUCAGAGAUACUUCCCCGCGAUCGCGCUCUGGUUUGGAACAUCAGUCUACUGAGCAUGUGCGUUGUCCAUGUAGGUUCCGACGUGCUUGACUUCAAGGACGAGCUGUUCGACAUUGCUAGUUACAUGCAGGAUAAGUGCAAGGGCAUUCCUCUCGUCCAUGUCUCGAACUUUGUCCAUCAUUUACUGCUCAACUUGACUGUCACAUACACCACGGACUACUCUCUGUACGAUCAAGCUGAUCUCGCCAAGGGACUACAGCCCAAUGACUGGGCCAAGCUACCAGAUCCGAAGAACUUGAAUGUUCAAUGGCAUGUUCCCAAGGAAGCCGAGAUUGAGUUCGCUGUCAGAAUAUUCGAGUAUCAAGGCAAGCGCUCUAUUGAUGCACUCACUGCUUUGACCAGCGAUAACUCGCCCGUCAAGCGUGAUGGUACAGGCAAGGACUGGUCAGAUGAGGUGUCUCGCAAUCUUGUUCUCUUACGUCUGUUGGUCUCGGGUAUCUCUUGUUUCUUCCGCUCAGACGAUGAAUCUGUCACUCCGGUCAGUGGCCAUGACACUGAAGUAAACGGCAGCAUAUUACCCAAGCAAGAGAUCCAGCAAAGUCCCACUGAUCUAGCCGAACCGGACGAUGACAAGAUCCGCAAGACUUUCAUCUACCCUACCGGCUACCCGCUGAAGACCAGCAGCCCACACUACGAGACAGUGCAUAAGCUACGCCGCUUCACUGGUGAGACUUUGCAUCGCGUUCAUGAGUUCUUGACUCAGCACCAACAAGAUGAUGUUCUCUGCUUCAAUGCGCUCUACACAGCCUAUCGCUCUUGGUUCAUUGAUAUCGGUAUCGAGCGAUCUGCCCAUGUAUUGGACAGACUGAGUCGUCUUCUGUCGGCGGAUAUCCACCCUUACAAGUUCAGUGGAACGCGCAAAGCUUACCCACGACCUCUCCUCGCCAGACGUGCAAACUUGUACCAUUUCCAAAGAUUGAGAUACAACGAGUCCCCUCGCGCUGCGUCAGAUCUUGACAAGAUCCUGCUGCUCGAUUUGGCCCAGUCGAGCGUAUCAGUAUACACAGACAUUCGACGCACGGCUCAGACUGCUUCCGAGUCAGCUGUUCAAUGUAUCAUUGGAGCCAAGCCCCUCGUCAUUCCUCCUCUUUUGGAUGCCCUAGAGGACGCUGUGAACAAGACUGACUUCCCACGUAUCAAGGGUGCCGUGUUCUCUCUGCUCUUCGGUAGCUUGGCUCGUCCUAUCGAGCGCAACUGGAGGUUCACUCCUAGGCUCAUCAGGCUCUUCAUCCGGGUGGGAGAGACAGACAAGCCGAGUAUCCAGAAGCUUGUCAGCAACGCCAACUUCCAAGUACAUUCGAUGUGCAGGGCUCUAGAUCGCAUGGUCAUCUUGGACGAGAAGACGGUUGAUAGUAUCUGGCCGGUCGAGAGCAGUCAUCAGUCUCUGGACAAAUCCAAAAUGGUCGCGACUUCCCUCGAAGAUGCAAAGGCGUUACUGUCCCCGAAGCAAGACCGUAUUCGUCAACGCAGAAUGCUCAUAGAAGGAAAGAAGUCUGAACUGUCCUCGGAACUGGUUGUCAUGAUCAAGGACUCACAUUGGCGCAAGGCUCAACGCGUUGCAGCUCUUGUCAUUGGUCUUGACUACCGUUACGAGACUAUUGCCUCGGAUGGUAUGCUUGAUCUCGUUGUCAAGGGUGUCAUCGACUCACAUCCGUCACUGCGCGUGCUUUUCGCCAAUGCUCUGCUCGCCAUCUCUAGUCUGAUACAGACAAGAUCCAUGACUGAGCACAAGUAUGAGAACUACCUUCUCGACAAGCAGUUCCCGCCUGAUCGCAUGGUCGUCGAGACCAAGUCAGACGACCCAAACUGGACUAAGCAAUACCUGGACGCCUUCUCGCAGCCUGAGGUAGAGUACUAUGUCGAUGCCGAAUAUCCUGGUUGGCUUGUCUGGGACAAGGUGAUGCGUGUGUCGAAGAAUCAUGCUGUCGACUUGGAUUACGAUCAGGUCGAAAUGGAUACUCGUAAGCGUAUUGGCAUGCACAUUGAUCGUCAAUGGAUUUCCGUGUUCUUUGAUUACAUGAAGCAGGAGCCCCGUGACAAUCAAGAUCGAUUCCGCACCACGAACUGCACGGUCAUGUCUUGGAUAUUGGAUCUGGUCAUGGUCGGAUUGACACCGGCAACAUUUGACGACGUUGUCGAUCUCACCAAGGCCACUUUUGGCGAUGGUAGCGAUAAGCAUCAACACCGCGCCACUGCAGAGAUCAUGGGUGCUUUGAUCAAUGCUGCUGAAGACUGCCAACCCAAGGUGAAGGAAAAGGUCUGGGAGUUUGUCUUCCCUCUUCUCGAGCGUGUCUUCCAGGAUGGUCUGACGCCCGAAAACCUUUCAUACUGGAGCAGUUUCCUGACUCUCACUGGUUGCGCAAGAGAUCCUCGACGAUGCUGGCCUCUCGUUGACUACUUCUCAAGCUUCAGAUUGGACAUGUCUACCAAUGCUGCUUUCAAGGAGAGCUCCAAGAUCACUCUUCUGCAGCUCGUCAUCGGCACCUUUGGCUGGCAUUUCCAGAACGAGAAGCCUAUCCUGGAAGAUUUCUUGAAACAUCUCGAUCAUCCUUACAAGGGUGUUCGUGAGAACAUUGGUCACACAUUGUCAUCAAUCUACCGUAGUCGUUACUACGAGGGAUACUCGGAUGUCACGACUCUGAUGGAAACUCAGAAGGCCGCGUCUUCCAUUGGUACGCGGCCUUUCCAAGCAACAGAUGAGUUCCGCGCAACCAUCAAAGAUGUCUUUGAUAGACUUGAGAAAUGGCGUCAAGAACGACCUCCUGGUAUCCAGACUCCGACACCGUACACACAGGCCAGUAAGACCGUGUUGUACUGGCUAGAAUCGACGGUCAAUAACUAUGACUGUACCACCCUUGUCGAGUUCUUGCCCGAUCCUUUCAUGCAGCAGCUCUUGAACAUGAUGGACGUCAAGGAAGACCCUGAGCUGCAAUCUCAUGCAUGGAGCGUGUUCAAGCAGUUCCCCAAUAUUCCUCACAGGAAGGGUGAAGACGAGGCUCUCGCAAAGAGUCUUGUCGAGAUUGGCAGAACUAGCCCUGCCUGGCAUCAGCGUCUUCGCACCUUGAUCAACAUCCAAGUGCUCUACUUCCGCUAUCUAUUCAUCAUGGAGUCGCCGCGUCGUGAGUAUCUACUUAAUAGCGUCAGAGACAUGUUGCACGACACACAGCUUGAAGUCCGUCUUGGAGCUGCUCAAACCAUUUCCGGCAUGAUUCGCUGCUCACCCGUCGAAUUCCGCGACAAAGUUGUUACAGACUUGAAGAAACACUUUACACAGCUGCUUCUCAAUAACCCUCUGCCUAAGCGCGGCAAGAACGCCGGGCCUCCCGGUACGCCUACACCUGAACAGAAUCGCCUUGAUAUCACCCGCCACGCAGCUGUUCUUGGUCUUGGCUCGCUUGUGCAGGCCUUCCCCUACGCCAGUCCACCUCCACAAUGGCUUCCUGAGAUAUUGGCUACGCUUGCCAUGAAAGCCGCUAAUGAUCCUGGUGUCGUCGGCAAAGCUGUCAAGACGAUCCUGAGUGAGUUCAGAAAGGUCCGCCAGGAUACCUGGCAUGUAGAUCUCAAGGUUUUCCAACCCGAACAGCUAGAGGAUUUGGAAGGUGUUUUGUGGAAGAGUUACUUUGCAUAG
Aureobasidium subglaciale EXF-2481 is the source of this 5832-nucleotide messenger RNA. RefSeq lists its product as uncharacterized. Gene Ontology annotation, cellular component: cytosol; nucleus. Lineage: Eukaryota; Fungi; Ascomycota; Dothideomycetes; Dothideales; Saccotheciaceae. The coding region runs from base 1 to 5832 and encodes 1943 amino acids. Gene Ontology annotation, molecular function: peptidase activator activity; proteasome binding. Gene Ontology annotation, biological process: proteasomal ubiquitin-independent protein catabolic process. The transcript has 2 exons. The record is from RefSeq and is a predicted model, not a curated record.